AUGAAGCCAUCCAAGCUGGAGGAUCAUCUGAGAAGAUGUCACCCUGAUAAAACAAUAAACAAGAUUCGUAGCAACGCGUUGAAUUCUAGGUUAUUGGCGCAGUUGUGUGAAGAAAAUGACGAGGACUUUCAUCGAUUACUCCUUCACACUGAAAUGCGCUGGCUCUUGAAAGGCUUAUGUUUGACAAGAUUUUUUUCACUUUUUGAGACCGUUUUAGAGUUUUUGGAUGCUACAGAUCCCAUUUUGAAAGAAAAUUUAAUCAAAUGGAAAACAGACAUUGCUUAUAUAACAGAUUUGUUUACUAAAUUUAGUGAGGUUAACUUGCAGUUACAAGGUGACAGUCUGAAUUUAAUAAAAACAAAGUCCAUCAUAGCAGCUUUUCUUGCCAGAAUGAAUCUAAUGAAGCAAAACAUUGGAAGGCGCGAAUUUUCCCAGUUCCCCAACUUGUCAAUGAUUAACAUCCAGGAUGAUGACGUUUUGGUCUACGUUCAACAUUUAAAUGUCCUUCACACAGACUUUAAAACUAGGUUUGAGGAUGUUUUGACUAUGGAAAUACCACAGUGGAUUAUCAAUCCAUACGAUGACAUUGAAGAAUCGGAUGUCAUAUUACAAGAAAAACUGAUCGGAAUAAGCACUAACGAAGAACUUAAGGUGCAGUUCAGAAAGGGAUAUCAGCAGUUCUGGCUUCAGAAAGAUAUACCUGUUGCUUAUCCUGCAUUAUGGACUAUCGCAAGAAAAUUUUUGAUAGCUUGUCCAUCUUCAUACCUCGUGGAAAGGAGUUUUAGCGCGGUUGCCAAUCUUCUUACGAAAAAAAGAAAUCGAUUGCAAAUCAUUGGACGUGGAGAUUUAGGACUAUACCUCACUAAUUUGAAGCCUAAUAUUGAACAAUUGCUAUCAGAGCAUCAGGUUCAUCCCUCUCAUUAACAGCAUUAUUUGUGUAUUAAUUUUAUGUAAGAAUUUUACUAGGUUCUGAUUUGUUUCGUUCCAAAUCCAAAUAUUUACUUGCAUUUUGUGUCUUUUCAAUAAAGGUAUGAAUAAAAAU
This is a messenger RNA of Erpetoichthys calabaricus (reedfish), 1042 nucleotides long. Its product is annotated as SCAN domain-containing protein 3-like. The coding region runs from base 1 to 924 and encodes 307 amino acids. NCBI's taxonomy places the organism in Eukaryota, Metazoa, Chordata, Cladistia, Polypteriformes, Polypteridae. The record is from RefSeq and is a predicted model, not a curated record. Gene Ontology annotation, molecular function: protein dimerization activity. The transcript is spliced from 2 exons.